UCGACAAAAGCAGGCUUGACCAGCAUAAAAAAAGAUACUGGCCACAGCUCAAAACCUAACUCCGAGCGAAAAGAAUAUCUUGACAAUUUUCAUAAGAGCAAAGUUGCUAUCAGUAAGGAGGAUAAGAAAUCAUCUGUUAAACGUGUUGACGGAAUACUUCGGCCAAUUAUGAACCAUGUGAAGAAAGCAGAGGGAGGUGAAUUUUAUUGCCCAAAUGUGGUAAGAGCUGGCAGUUUUCCUGUGAAAACUAAGAUUGGAAAACCUGAUGAAUUUGAUACAAACAUUGUUUGUAACAUUGUCCCCGAUAAUACAAAAACCCGCGGAAAGGUUGAUUUUGAAUACCAGAAAUUAAACGAAAGGAUGGGGAAAUCGAACAAUAUGAAUAUAAAGAUGAACCUGAAAGACAUUCCUGGUGGCAAAGAAAUACCGAUGGGAUACGCAGUGGUAACAGUUAAAGACGGCACCGUCCCUGCAAAACUUACGUACAAUGGACAUUUAGUUCCAAGAGAAGUAAAACAAGACCUUUAUGGUAAAAUUAAAACUGCUGUCAAAGAUAUAGGGAUGAAAAAUGUGGAUGUGAGUCGUAACGCCCACGGACCUGCCUUGACGUUGAACAUACAUCAAGGUCAAGGUCUUCAUGACAUAAGUGUCGAUAUAACACCAUCAAUUCCGUGCAAGGUACCUGUGACAGAUAACGGUUGGCCUCGUCCGAAUACACGUAAAGCUUUCGAUAGCCGAGUACUUGAUGGCAUUAAAACCACCGGGACACACUUAGUUCCAAAAGGCGAUAACGUAUGGGCAGUUUCAUAUUCAAAAGCAGAAAAAGCAGCUCUUUCAAAGAUUGAUGAGGGAAAUGGCUGUCGGAGAGAGGUCAAUAGAAUAAUGAAGAAGCACGUCCAGGAUUGCACAUCUCGAUCGAAAGAUGGUCUUCCGGGAGUUUCCUCACAUUUGAUAAAACAUCAAAUUCUUUGGUCUGCGGAAAAACGUCCAGAUCAAAAUUACUGGCAACAUGGCAACAUUUAUAACUGCCUGAUUGAUACCAUGGGGGAUAUGGCAUCAGCCCUUGAUAGAGGAAAACUUCCAAAUUACUUCAGUAAUUCUGAAAACAUUCUACGUGGGAAAGAUCCUGGAGUUCUUCGGGAACUGAGUGGUCAUUUUAAGAGAGAAAAGGAAAAGUUAUUACAUAUGUGAUAUGAAUAACUUGUUUGUUAUAAUGCUAACUAAACGUUUAGGAAUUUGGAAUGUUUAAAUAGAAUAUAUACAACCUUCCAGCUUUACUUUUACACAGUAAAAUGAUGAAUUACAAGUACACAUUAUAACUUAUUCGUUGUGUUAUUGAAUAUGUAAAUAAUGUUUAUUUGAAUUUAUAGUAUCAUAGAGUAAUAAUAAUUUAGCGCAAAUCGAUUAUGUUGAUUCAUUUUCAUCGCAUGUCAAACAUGAAAAACAAUAAUACGAAUGAAGAAAAUAUUCAUAAAUAUAUAUAUAUGUGUAAAACCAAGGUUUUGUCACGAACAUACAUUAAGCAGUUUCAGCUUUUCUUAUCAGUCUUUAGUUAACAUCGCAAAUUCACUAACGAACUUGUCUGAGCAAAUUUAUUUGAAAAUACAAAGUAAAAAUUCAGACAUAACUGAAUAAAACUUUGUAAGAUGCUAUAAUGAUGUAUACUAAUACACCAAUUGCUUCCUUUUUAACUAUGUUUUGUUGUUCAAUAUAAAGUUAAAAAAAUACAAUAUUUAUUUUUAUCUUCUUACAGUUACACUUCCAUAGUUACAAUACAACUUUUUUAAUUGACUAUAUAAUUAUGUAAUAAAUGAUAUAACUCUCUAGUAAUUAUGUAAUACAGUAUAAAAAGGGUUGUUUCCCUUUAAAAGGUAAACAUGUUUGUUAAAUUGUUAUUAAAUAUUAGAUAAAUAAUUUUUCAAUCAAAGCUAAAUCUAAGUUGGUACUUAAGUUUAAAUCAAAGUCUGCACAUAUAAUAGUGUCUUUUUUCAUUAGGAUUUCGUUUUAUAUUUUGUGUUGCAUCAUUUAUUGUUCA
Molecule: messenger RNA, 2035 nt
Organism: Ruditapes philippinarum (Manila clam)
Lineage: Eukaryota; Metazoa; Mollusca; Bivalvia; Venerida; Veneridae
Product: protein mab-21-like 3
Exons: 4
Coding region: 169-1191 (340 amino acids)
Source: RefSeq, a predicted model, not a curated record